AUGGGAAAGGGGAGUAGCAGGCGGGUGAGGGCGUUCAAGCGGUGGAUGAAGCGGGAAGGGAUCGAAUGCAGCGACGCCCUGGACUUGAGGGACGAAGGAGUCGAAAUCGGAAUCAGCGUGAGAGCCCUAGCCCACCUCAAGGAAGGGGACGUGGUGGCCAGAAUACCAAAGCUCACGUGCCUCACCACCAGAACCACCGCCGCACGUGACAUUAUCGCAGCCGCCGCCGCCGCCGGUGAGGGCGAGGAGGAGUCUUGUUUAGGAGGGUUAGCAGGGCUGGCGGUGGCGCUGAUGUACGAGAGGAGCUUGGGAGAGCGUUCACGGUGGGCCCCAUACCUUGAGCUGUUGAGCAAAGAAGAAGAGUCGUUGCCUUUGGUUUGGAGCGCCGACGAGGUUGAGCGGCUGCUGGCAGGGACAGAGCUAGAGGGAACGGUCAAGGAAGACAAAGGUGUUAUGUGGAAGGAGUGGAAGGAGAGCAUUGAGCCCACGAUACUACUGCAAAUGCAUCCUUUGGAUGCGGCCGCCGUUGAAUUCGACCCGAGCUUCUUCGGAUUCGGAGACUACUUGGCGGCGAGGACGCUGAUAUCUUCUCGCUCUUUUCAGAUUGAUGAAUACCACGGAGUGGGAAUGGUUCCUUUGGCUGACCUGUUUAAUCAUAAAACGGGAGCUGAGGAUGUGCACUUAAUGACCUCUCCUCACAAAAGUGAAUCCAACACCACCCAAGAAAACAAUGAAUCUGAUACUACUAGUACUAGUAUUAGUGCCAUUCAUGAUGAUGAUAUGUCUGCUUCUAUUACUGUUGACGAGGGUGAGGAUGACGAUAGUGGAGGUGAGGGUGACAAUGGUGAUGGUGACGAUAGUGAGGGUGGUGAUGAUGAUGACAAUGAUGAUUAUGGUGAAGGUGACGGUGAUGGUGAUGGUGAUGGUGAUGACAGUGAUGAUGAUGAUUUGGAAAUGACUAUGGUGAAAGAUGUCAAACUGGGAGCUGAGGUCUUUAAUACAUACGGGUCAUUGGGUAAUGCUGCACUGCUUCACAGAUAUGGAUUUACAGAGCCAGAUAAUCCGUAUGACAUUGUCAAUAUCGACUUGGAACUGAUACUCCAGUGGAGUUCAUCCUUGUUUUCUGGCCAGCAUCGUAGAGCAAGGCUGUCCCUCUGGAAAAGAUUGGAUUGCUCUGGAUGUGUCACGCACAACUCUGAAUAUUUUGAGGUUUCAUUUAAUGGAGAACCUGAAAUUGAGAUGUUGGUUUUAUUGUACAUAAUGUUGUUACCACAUGAUGCAUAUUAUAAGAUGGAUCUUGCUCUAGCAACUGCAGGAAGUUCCAGUGAACCCAUGGACAUCAUUUUUUCCGAUAAAAGCAAAAAAUCAUGCCACAAAACUGGACUAUUGAGUGAGGACCUGUUGCUGACAAAAUCUCUUUGUAAUGCUCUUUUGUCCCUUGCAGAUAUGCGGGACAGCCUUUAUGGUACAAAUUCAAUAGAAGAUGAUAUAGAAGCAUUGGGCAGGUGUUGUUGCUUAAGUGACAAAAAGUUGUACCAUUCUUUGAUGCUUCGUAUCAGUGAGAGGAGGAUCCUUCAGAAGCUUAAAAUGUAUGCUGCUAAAGAAACCUCUGUAAGGAAGAAGUUGAAAAGAAAAUGA
Molecule: messenger RNA, 1638 nt
Organism: Prunus armeniaca (apricot)
Lineage: Eukaryota; Viridiplantae; Streptophyta; Magnoliopsida; Rosales; Rosaceae
Source: the annotation of a GenBank genome assembly